Molecule: messenger RNA, 372 nt
Organism: Aureobasidium melanogenum CBS 110374
Lineage: Eukaryota; Fungi; Ascomycota; Dothideomycetes; Dothideales; Saccotheciaceae
Exons: 2
Source: RefSeq, a predicted model, not a curated record
CUCAAUGGCUUAAGAAAAUGGUGGAAGCAUUAUGUUCAAUUACAUGUGCCUCACGCAGAUUGUAGAGAUCACCUUGCCAAUGAACGAACGUUUCUUGCCUACCAACGCACCUCGCUCGCCCUUUCGAUGCUGGGUAUUGUCACCGCCCAACUCUUCAGUCUACAACGCUCACCAGAUCCCGAAAACGAUCCUGUAUUUGGCUACCACACUCUUGGAAAGCCUCUAGCAGGUCUCUUUCAGAGCGCUGCCAUUGUUGUGAUUCUUAUUGGCGGCCAUCGAUUUUGGCGUCAACAGAUGAAUAUCGCUAGAGGCAAGGUCUGGGCUGGUGGUUGGGAGAUAUGGACUAUUAUGGGAUUUAUGUUGCUUGUCAGU